GCGAUCCACGUUUUCCUGGGAUUGGAGGCGGUGUUCCCCACCGACGCGUUUACGAGUCCCCACCGCGACAAUCAUGCUGGCGGUAUCGGCCGCGGCCACGCUUUUCACUCCACACGCGUCUCUCUUUGUCCCGCUCUCGUUUCUCCGCGUCCGCUGGUGCUCUCUCCUCGUCGCUCGCGGCGUUCUCUUCUUCCUGCUCGGAGACCUAACGACUCCCCCACUUCGGCUUACUCCGCUCCGCGGACACGGCCGUGUUCGCCGCGGCCGGUAGGCGGCCAGGCGGGCGUACAUGAGUCCUCUAGUGUAGCUGCACACAUGCACGCGACAGCAUCUGACCGUCGUAGCACUAACCGCCGCUGCCGUCGCCGUCGCAGCGCCGUAGCGCCGUAACUACUGUCGUCGUGACGCGUCGCGUCAAGUUCUGUGCGUCUGCGAUCACGCUGCACGAGAGAGGCGCGUCGACAGAUUGACCUGACUCAUCCAUUGACAGCUCGCAGGUAGUUGCUGUCAUCGCGCUUUUCAGUCGCGAUUAUCGGCUGACUCGGCGCGUUGCGUCGUGACGGAUCGGCGCUGAUUAUCGCACGUGUUAUUCAAAAUAACGUGACCGCCUGAAUAUACGGCGGUGGAAAAGUGGUGAAUCGAUUUAGUGAACUAGCUUAGUCGAAAUCGCGAUCGUUGAUAAUGCUGGCGAGAUAGUGCUCAUUGAUGACUUCAUCGGCGUGUGUUCUUAUCUCCGGCACAUCGAUGACAGUCACAAAUGACGUUAGCGUAAAGACUUUCUACUCUUCCAAAUAUUCAAAGCAUGCGCCAGCGAGGACAAUUCGGUUUGGACUCUAAUCAGGACAGUUUGACAGCUUGCGCCGGUGACAACUGCGCCGGUGUUUCACGUGCUUGACGCUUCGUAGUUGCUCAGCUGAUAUUUGACAGUCAUCUGACAGGAGUGGUGCUUCAAUUAAGGGACGAAAUUCGGAAGAUGCACUUGUGAUAAAAGCAGAGAUCUUCGAUUGGAUAUUUAAGAUUUUUAUGCACUUAUUGUUGUACUUGUGAAGACUGUUCUUAUACAAAUAACAACGACGGUUAGGUCUCUGGUGUUUUACCGGCCGUUUAAUAGUUGCGUCUUAAAUUGGAGUACGCGUGCAAUUAUACCAUUAAAGCGACGUGUACGUGACUGUGAGACUUCUCAAUGGGUGUAGUGCGUUCUUAAGAGUACUGUGUUAUCAAGAAGUCGAAAACAUUGACUAGAUUUUUACGUGAGGAUACUUUGUCGUUUUUACAUGGAAAUGGAAACCGUUGUAAUUCUUCGAGAACUAAGUAAAUUCACGUACAAUAUAAACUAGAUUUUACGUGGACAUGAAAAAGUUAUGUUGAUUGAUAAACGGUGAAUUUCACAAAGUGUUAUUUCUGUGUUAGAAACAGACUGCGAAUGCUUUUUUGUUUGUUAAUCGAUCGAAUCGAACUCAAGAACAGUAAUUAUAAGCGGUCUUCAAAACAUUUCACGUGCGCGCGAUGAUAGUCGACGCAAGGCACUAAGUUGUCAGCGAACGACCUCCCACUGCGUGGACCGGUGCAUCCUUCGUCGAGAGCGGAACCCAGCAGGUGACCACGUUGGAUCUCGCGGCGUUGGCUGCCUACGGGGGCGUUUCGGGACCCAGGGUCGCGGUGGCGGGCACCGGGGUCCUCGCGCUGCCCGGCCUGAUACCCGACAAGGGUCUAUCAUCGCCCGGAAGCCAGUCGAAGCCAAAGUCCGCAGGGCUGGCGGGUCUCGACAGCGAGGCGGUGCGCCGGUGGGUCGCGGAGGCCGCACGGACCGUCCGGCAAAUCCCGCCUCCGGUGAUAGUACCGGUGAGCUCUUCGCAACAACAGCAACAACAUCAUCGUCAGCAGCAGCAUCAGCACCAACAUCAUCAUUCCACCCACAGACAGCAUCAACAGCCCAGCCCACCGUCAGUGGGACUUUCUCCCUUCGUCCUACCGGCAUCGAUGACGCAGACACCCAGUAUGCAUCUGCUGGAAAAUAACAACUUGGUCGAGGUUGCCAUGGCCCAGCAGCAACAGCAGCAACAAUCUCAGCAAUCGAUACAGAAGCAGAAACAAACGAGCCCCACGAAUAAUAAUACUAUAGAAGCCUGGAGGUCGAUUCAGGGCGGCCAUCAGUGGUGGAGUCCGCCCAGUAACGUUCACCAGGAACAGCAGCAACAGCAACAGCAAAUAUCGUCGAUCGCACAAGUGUCUCAGCCGCAGAGUUUGGUGGCCGGAUCGGUGUGCGGUCAGGUGCAGAGGCAUCAGUCGCAAGUGCAAUCGGAGAUCGAUCAGCCGCUUGACUUCUCCGUCGGUUCCCUCCAGCAGCAGAAGGUGCAUUCGCGCGCGAGGACUAUGCACGAGAAACUUCAGGGUAGGAUGCAUGACAACAACAACGGCACGGCGAGCGGCCAAAAGAUCACAAGAGGUGAUGUAAACAGGCGUAGCUAUAGUCCCAGUGAAGCUAGCACCAGUAGCAGCGAAGACGAGGGCGUCUCUACCGGCGGCAGCCCUUCGGGACCUCUUCGAGGCGCCUCGAAUUCGUGCGAACCCGUUGCGGAGCGACCUUACGGUAAAGUCUGGAUAGGCGACAAUGAGGUCGCGUGGCGGACGGACCAGUCUUUCAAGAGGACAUCACCCUUAAAUCCCUGUGCCACAACAACUACCACGACGACGACAGGUGGUGGGCCACUGACACAUCCCCACCUGUCGCCACCCGUAGCUGCCUCUGUUACCACCCCCGAUCACAGAAGCCCCAGUAGCUUGCAUGCGAAGCUUGGCAUCUCUCCCGGUCACGACGCGCUCUGUCGAAUCGAUAAGGAGGAGCCAGCCUCGCCGGAAUCCAUACAAGAUGCAGACUUACACGGUGAUGUCGACGCCCCGGAGCUCAGCGGCGAUGACAGGAGUAUCGCAAGUGAUAUUCAAGAUACCACGGAAGCGCAUCUUGAUAAUGACUCCAUGGAUUCGGACAGGGAAGCUCUCAACUUGGUCACGGAUGUCUCGCAACGAAACAGCAGUAGCGGUACCAGCGGCAGCGCGUCCUCGCCGAGUUCCGGGGUCAGUAGCCAGCUCACGGGUAGUCAUCAGCAACAAGCGCAGCAGCAACAACACACGUCCGGCCAGCAGAACAACUCGGCCGCGCUGGCACAAUUGGUCAGCCAGCAAUUGCUGAUGCACGGUUCUCUCGCGGCACUCGGUUCUCAAGAUAUGCAAGCGCUCGCCUCGACGUUGCAGCAACAGCACCAAACGCUGCAGCAACACCUACAGCAGUUGGCCAUGUUUCAACAGGCAAAUCCGGCGACGGCGGGCCAGCUCCCGCCGCAGGCGCAGUUCUUUCUACAGAAUCAAGGGCUGUUACAGAGCGGUGGCUACCCGACAAGACCGAGUCAUCCGCAGUCACAGUCCAUGCAGGUGCAACAAGCGUUGGCGCAGUUACAGGCUCUGCAGAAGCAGCAGGCUCUUCAGGGUAGUGGCGGUUUAGUCGGGCGAAAUUUGACGCAGCAGAGGUCACCUCCGCCGCCCGGUACACCGCCGGCGGUGAAACCGCCGGUGAAGUUAGAACCCUCGCCAGAAGAGACAACAGACCUCGAAGAGCUGGAGCAGUUCGCCAAAACGUUCAAACAGAGGCGGAUCAAGCUCGGUUUCACUCAAGGAGACGUGGGACUCGCCAUGGGCAAACUAUACGGCAACGAUUUCUCUCAAACUACAAUUUCGAGGUUUGAAGCGUUGAAUCUUUCCUUCAAAAACAUGUGCAAGCUGAAACCAUUGUUACAAAAGUGGCUGGAGGACGCCGAUAAUUCCAUGAACAAUCCCAAUUCUCUAUCGAAUCCACUUACGACACCAGAAGCGAUAGGCAGGCGGCGGAAGAAAAGGACAUCAAUAGAGACCAGUGUUAGAGUGGCCCUAGAAAAGGCUUUUAUCCAAAACCCGAAGCCCACAUCGGAGGAGAUAACCAUAUUGGCGGAUAGCCUCGGAAUGGAGAAAGAGGUGGUUCGUGUAUGGUUCUGUAACAGGAGACAAAAGGAGAAAAGAAUUAACCCGCCGACGGUAGCAAUGGGCAGUCCAACGAUGGCGUCGCCCGCGCCUUCGGUGUUCGCCUCGCUCGCCAGCUCUAUGUCUGGCAGUCCUUUAGCUCUUACGACGCACUCCUCCAGCAUGGGCCACGCUCCGCAUCCGACGUCUUUGCCCUCCCCCUUGCCUCUGGCUUUGGUGGCUUCGGCAGGUGGCAAUUAUCAUUCAAUAAAUAACAACUCCGUGAAUUCCGAGUGACAUCAGCAAGCGGCCCAUCAAGGGGACGCUCUCUAUCAUCAGCAUCAUCAUCAGCAACACCAACAGUCACAUCAUCAUCAUCAGCAACAACAGCGACGGUUGUGCAACUCUCUAUCAGAGUUCUAUCAUUAGUGGUGAUUUGAUUUCUUGUAGCAGCUAAUCAAGAACGGCUUAAAGCAUCAAAUGUAGAUGAUCUACAAUCGGAUUUCUAUAUUUUUUACUCAUUGGUCUUAAUUCAAUUUUAUUGAACACUCUUCUGAGUAAAAUCUUGAUUGUAGAUCGAUAUGGUUACAAUUAUGCAUAGCGUUUUAACAUUUUACAUCAUUGAUCACCAGAUAGAGCUCGGUAGUUCAGUUCAAGAAAGAGAGAGUCCACGCGAGCAAGCCGAAAAUAGAAUUCAUGACAGUUAUAAUCAUUUUUUUAGAAAGGUAAAUAAAAAGUGAUUAAGAAUACGAGAGAAUACAAAUGAAACAAACGCGAUAAAAUGAAUGCGAGAAUAUAUGAAUGCACGUAGGUAUGAAUGCAUAUCGUUAAAUCAUCUGAAGUUGCUGUAAGUAUCUAUUAAAGAGUAUACGAAGAUACGCUGCGUUUUGAACUGAGUACGCACAUUAGUAAAGUGUAAUUUUAGUGUACGAGGAACUAAUAGCCGAUUCGAUUGGAUGUAUUAAUACAUCAAUAAUAAUGAAAAUGUAUAUUUGUUUAUUAUUAAAGGCAUAUGUAAAUUGACAAAACAUAAGUAUAUUUGUUGCAUAAAAAAAGUAAUCUCGACUUUUGUUUGUCACUAUUAUAAUGGUGAAUAAAAUAUUUUAAUGGUAAACAGAUAAGUCUUGUGGCAAAUAGUAUGACGUAUUGAUCCAUUAUUUUUUUAUAAAUAAUUCAUAUUAAUGUUUACUGAGAACUUAAAAAAAAUGUUUCCAUGUUAAUAAAUUAUCCAAAUGAAAGACAUAUACAGUGACGUGCAAAAGUUUCCGGCCAGUGACAUUUUGUACUCUAAUUUAUUUUAAAAAAGUAAUAAAAUUUUAUGGUUUUUUUUUUUAUAAAUUAGAGUACAAAAUGUCACUGGCCGGAAACUUUUGCACGCUACUGUGUAUGACUUUCAUUUGGAUAAUUCUUAUUUUUCUUCCAAUUUACUGUUACGCUACGCAGAUGCAUUUAAUUUUUCUCUUUCAGAAGACAUUCACAAUCGGGUGUAUUAUUAAAUGCCCAGCAUAAAUGAAUGCUGUUAAAAAUAUUGUAUAUUGGACAUUUUAUCAGUCAAAAACACAUAAACUUAUGUUAUGUUUUUAUAAUUGCAGAUUAACAUGUAAUUAAAUUCGGAUAGAUUAAUGUGUGAUCUAAUCGAAUUUGCUAUAAGCUUUAUUUAUUUUGUAUGGCAAUAUAAGAAAUGAUGAUUUAUUUGUGUAUCAGAUGAUUGUAACUUUUCUAAACAAAACUUUAAUUUUACGUAAGCACAUAUACACACAGAGCGUAAAAUAAUGUGAAGAAGCUUUACAAUAUCUCUUAUAUUAAAAACAACAUUUUUUCUUAUUCGAAUGGCAUACAAUAAUAUAUGACGAACAGAAGUUUACGUUUGUUUUACAGAAUCAUACUUCUGCUAAUAAAGCCAAUUAUUGAUGGACCGUUUCAGUGAUACGGAAAAUUCGAUAAUUCUAUAUUUCUUUUGUCAAUAGAUGUUCGUAAAAAUAUGUCAAAUUUUUAUACAUACUUUUACGAACAUUUUUUUGUACACACAGAAGGUAUAAUUAAAUCUAUGUGUAACAGCGUCGAAGAAAACUUGCGAGUGUUGAUGACAACACACUUAGUCCUGCGAGUUAUUCGAAUGAUUUAAGUCGCGUAAAAUUAUCCAGAAAAACAAUUAUUUUUUCCUUCCUUAUGUAAUUAUUUUAGGAAACGAUUUUAUUUGACGGCACUUUUAAUGCCUCUCCGUGGUAAGCAGGGUUAUGGUGCGUCUCAAGAGCAAAAUGCGGCGAAGUCUGACAAUGCAAUUGUGUAUAUAUAUAUGUGUAUGUAUAUAUAUAUAUAUAUAUAUAUAUGCAUACGUAGGCGUGUAUGUCAUCGUAUCGUACAUAUCUGUGUCACAAGGCUGUAUAUACCAUGUGAGUUUAAGCCUCCUAGUGUUACCAAGAAUGCAAGAGACGUAAUGUCCACGCGCGGUGACGAGCUUCAAUUAAUCAUGAAACGCUAAACGUUGUAAUUCAUGCCAAAGUAUAUUAUUGUGUGUACAAUUAGUAAGUAUUAUAUAUAAAUAUUGUAUAUUUGUCGAGGAAACAACAAGAAUUCAUAGGAAAUUUCGGAGGCAACGUUGCCCGCGUGGAAACGUCGGCGAACACUUGUAUUCUUGAUGAAAAAUUUUCCAAGAAUCAUGGCGAUAUAAUUAGUGAUGUAGAUUACACGGUAAUAGGUAACAUGGUAAAAUGUAUAUAUGAAUAUAUACAUAUACUGCGAAUAUACAUAUGCGAAUGAUAGAGGGAGAGAGAAAGCGAGUGUAUGUAUAUCGCUACAUCGAGAUUGACGCAAUGGAUUUUCAAUAUUUUAUACACGUUAUAUUUUAAAACCUUUUUUUUUUUUUUAUGGAAAUACGCAACACAAGGAAUGUAUUUAAAUAUCUACUUUAAUAAUUUAAUAAUUUAUAUUUAGCUGUGUAAACUUUUCUUUCGUAAGUUAGAUAGAACUUUUCGUGCAUUCCGCUACAAUCAAUCCGUUUCCCUUUGCAGUGAAUUCUCGGUGAUGAAUUAAAGGGCUAUGAUUUUAGAUUAUAGGCCAGGCGAAACGAACGUGAUAUAUCAAUAAUACAAUUAUUUCUAAGUCCCAUGUGUAUGUAUAGACUACAUUAUCAACGUAUAGAAUUUGCGUAAAUGUAUACAUAUAUAGCGAUUGUAUUGUAAUAUCAUAUAAGUAUCGACUGUCAUAUAUAAACGAAUAAGUGCGAGUAUCAGCGUAUACAUAUACGAAUAUAUACAUACAUGUAUAAACGGAUGUUGUACAUAGUAGGAUAUAAUAGUAUCGGAUCCAUCGUGUCGGAUCAUUGAAAAAUAGCAACGUGUUUUAUUAUCAUCGUCAUCAUCAUCACGUCAUCAUCUAUAUUAUUAAUGUCGCUGUGUAGUCAUGAUACAUACUAUUGUUGUUAAAUUAACGUCGCUUCUCAUGUAAAUUAUCAUGAGACUUUACAUGUCCGCGGACAGUGAUUUAAUUUUGUAUAUCCGUAUGUAAUUAUAGUAAGGGUGCGUAUGCGAACUACCGUACAAUCUAACAAUUUGCACGAUAUCGUAUAUCACUGUGUGGUCAUGUUGCACUGCAAAAUAAUCUAGUAGCAGUAUCUUGUUAUAUAUAUAUAUA
Messenger RNA from Linepithema humile (Argentine ant), 7623 nucleotides. RefSeq names its product POU domain, class 2, transcription factor 3S-like. Gene Ontology annotation, molecular function: RNA polymerase II cis-regulatory region sequence-specific DNA binding; DNA-binding transcription factor activity, RNA polymerase II-specific. Gene Ontology annotation, biological process: regulation of transcription by RNA polymerase II. Lineage: Eukaryota; Metazoa; Arthropoda; Insecta; Hymenoptera; Formicidae. The record is from RefSeq and is a predicted model, not a curated record.